AUGGGGUCGGAUUUGCCGGAGAAGGGGUUGGUGCUGCUCAGUUCAUGGCCCAGCAUGUUCGGGAUUCGCGGUGUGAUCGCCCUGGAGGAGAAGGGGUUGGAGUACGAGUACCGGGAGGAGCAUCUGGGAAACAAGAGCGCCACCCUCCUGCGCCUCAAUCCCAUCCACAAGAAGGUUCCCGUCCUCGUCCACGACGGUCGCCCCAUCUGCGAGUCCCUCAUCAUCCUCCAGUACAUCGACGAGACCUGGCCGGGGGCAGACGGUGCGCCGUGUUUCCUCCCCGCCGACCCUUUCGCCCGUUCCCAGGCUCGCUUCUGGGCUGAUUUCAUCGACAAGAAGGUGAGUUUCCUCUCGCUUUCUUCUCUCUCUGUCUCUCUGUCUCUCUCUCUCUUCUCUCUCUGUGUCUAUCUCUCGCUCGUUCUCUCUGUGUUCUCCCUCUCUUCUCUCCCUAUCGAUAUCGACCAAGCUGGGGCUGGCUGGCAUCCGCUUCUUGAUCUUCCUCAGAUUCUCGUCGGGCUGGGUUCCGAGGAGCAGUGAGGCCUUCCACCUGAAAAAUCUGCCUUUUCUUCUCCGCUAUUACUCUUCCCGCCGGAAAUCAGGGUCCUCUGCUCUUCGUAAAUCUAUGGAAAAUCUCGUUUCCGGUGAUGUGGGCUGAAACAGUCACAUACGAAGCUCGCUCCCAAGAAUCUCCCCUUCACCUUUUACCUGCUGAUAUGCAACGCUUCUUCCAGUCCUAAAUGCUUCAGGGACCAACUAUGGUAUUCAGGAAACCGAUUCACCUCGUACUCUCCAAGCCUAACUGCCCUUCUAUACUUCGACGAGCAUCUAGCUUUCGGAAACAGGAGCUCAAUCUGCGGAACCUUCAUGCUUCGCAGGUAUAUGAUGCCGGGACCAGGCUGUGGAAGAUGAAGGGAGAGGAGCACGCCGAGGCGAAGAAGGAGUUCAUAGAAUCCAUGAAGCUGCUGGAGGGAGAGCUCGGAGAGAAGCCCUACUUCGGGGGCGAAACCUUUGGGUUCGUAGACAUCGCCCUUGUGUCCUACGCUUGCUGGUUUCACACCUACGACGUGACUGGAGGCCUCAACAUGGAGGCUGAGCUGCCCAAGCUGAUGGCCUGGGUGAAGAGGUGCAAGGAAAGGGAGAGCGUCUCCAAGGCCCUUCCAGACCCUCUCAAGAUCUACGACUUCUUGCUCUCCCUCAAGAAGAGAUAUGGGAUCGAGUAG
Molecule: messenger RNA, 1220 nt
Organism: Spirodela intermedia
Lineage: Eukaryota; Viridiplantae; Streptophyta; Magnoliopsida; Alismatales; Araceae
Source: the annotation of a GenBank genome assembly